Messenger RNA from Apus apus (common swift), 5296 nucleotides. RefSeq names its product transmembrane protein 129, E3 ubiquitin ligase (gene TMEM129). Lineage: Eukaryota; Metazoa; Chordata; Aves; Apodiformes; Apodidae. Gene Ontology annotation, biological process: protein ubiquitination. The transcript has 4 exons. Gene Ontology annotation, cellular component: endoplasmic reticulum; membrane. Gene Ontology annotation, molecular function: ubiquitin protein ligase activity. The record is from RefSeq and is a predicted model, not a curated record. Bases 75 to 1163 code for a protein of 362 amino acids.
CCAGGGAGCCGCGGGCCGGGUUCAGGUCGGGGCGGGCGGCGGUGGGGAGCGGGCCGUGCCCGGCGGGGCGCAGCAUGGAGAGCCCGGCGGUCACCUUCACGCUGGCUUACCUGGUGUUCGCCGUCUGCUUCGUCUUCCCGCCCGACGAGGUGCGGUCGGCGGGGCUGACGGUGCAGAGCCUGCUGGCCGCCUGGCUGGGCAGCGAGGACGCGGCCUUCGUGCAGUACCACCUGCGGCGCAGCACCGGCACGCUGCUGGCGCACUCCCUGCUGCCCCUGGGUUAUUACCUUGGUAUGUGCUUUGCUGCACCUGAAAAACAUCUUUGUUUUUUCUACCUGGCCUCGAAAGGAUGGAAAACUUUCUUCUUCUUUGCUGUUCUCUUCCCAGCGGUUGCCGGUGCCCUGGCAUAUUACUGGUCACGGAAAGGUUGGAAUAAUCAUCCUCUAGCCCGAACACUGGCUGUUCAUGCUCUCCCACAGUCGGGUUGGAGGGCAGUAGCUUCUUCCAUCAAUACAGAAUUUAGGAGAAUUGACAAAUUUGCUACUGGAGCCCCAGGAGCGAGGGUGAUUGUUACGGACACGUGGGUGAUUAAAGUGACCGCCUACUGUUUACACGUUGCCCAGCAGCAGGACAUUCAUUUGACAGUGACAGACUCCAGACAACACGAACUCACCCCAGACUCAAAUAUGCCUGUCCAGUUCCUCACCAUCCGUGUUGCCAGUGUGAAUCCCUACGUGAAGGCAUUUGAUAUCCGGUUGAACUCCACAGAGUAUGGGGAACUCCGAGAAAAGCUCCGUGCUCCCAUCAGCAAUGCAGCUAAUGUUGUGAUCCAUCAAAGCCUUAGUGAUUUAUUUCUAGAAACCUUUACAUCUCUGGUGGAAAUUAACCAGACGUAUUCUGCUCCACGCACUCAGGAGCUGGAGCCAUGCAUAGGGUGUAUGCAGACUAUUGCUAACAUCAAGCUGAUCAAGAACUGCCAGGAACCAAACGAAGGGGAAUGCCAGCAGUGCUACUGUCGACCCAUGUGGUGCCUCACUUGCAUGGGUAAAUGGUUUGCCAGCAGACAGGACCAGCAGCACCCAGAGACCUGGCUGUCGAGCCAAGUGCCUUGUCCAACUUGCCGAGCCAAAUUUUGCAUUUUAGAUGUUUGCAUAAUACGGUGAAUAAUACUUGGGUGUGUUUUAACUUUUCAAAUUUGAAUGUGUUUCAUCGUGGGUUUGGUUAAAAGGCUGUUUGAUUUGUUUCUGAAACUUCAGAUUCUACCAGGGUGCAAACUCCAAAACUUUCUUUUACAGUGUUGAAAACAGAUGUAAAUCUUUUCAGUUCCUCUCCACUUUUACCUGUAUUUUUUGGGCUUUAUUAAUCAAGUGUCAGAUUCUGGAAUAUUUUUUUUUUUUUUUUACUGUAUGUUUUGCUUUCUUAUGUCUUGGAUGGGAUAAGGGUAUCCCUCUAUAUUUGUAGUACUACUCUCUUUUCAAGUUUUAAUGUAGGUUAAAUUCUUAAAAUUUUUAAAUUCAAUGUGGGUUUAGAUUCUUUAGUAAAGGGCUAACUGAGAAAAUUACUUUGGUUAGACUUCAUUGAUACUUUUGUUGCUCUUUAAUCCAUCUGUAAAGUUCUUAUUAAUCUUUUCAAGUGUUCACCAAACAAGUGCACCAAUUUUAUUCCUUCUGCUGAUUCCCAUCACUUGUAAAGUGGAUUGGUUUCUUUAGGCUAUGGAACUUAAUCCCUAAAGAUGCACAGCUCCCAUAGGGACCUUUUAUUCCAUUGACCUGCCUCUCACUUAUUUUUUGAUGGAUGUAUUUAUUUCAAACAACAGAAGGAUUCGGAAAUAUACCCCAUUUACAUACACUGCUAAUUCCAUGUAUCAUUUAAGCUGAUGGUUUCCAGGAACUACAUUGUUUAGGGGUUUGAUGCUUUUUAGGUCAUGGAUUUUGGUUUUUUUUUUUAAUACAUUUGAAGGGAGUGCAACAAACAUCUGAACUGUAUUAACUACUCUGAAAGGAUUCUCAGCUGUUUCAAAGCCUGUAAGCUAAUGUGCCCUUGAAAGAGAUGGCAGGAUCAUAGAAGUGAUAGACUCCCCAAGAAUGACCAUCAUUAACAAGUUUAAUUCAAAUACUGAUCUUAAGUUGUAGUCACGGUUUUAAUAGUCACAUAUUUUAAUAUGCACACUUUGUGAUCUGAUCUGCAUCAGAAUAAUUUGUAAAUUAAAAUCAAUCCAUUUUCCAUACAUUUAGGAGAGCCCUGCUUCCCAACCUAAAUGCAGUGCUCAGUGUUCAAGCUGUCCAUCACAGCCUUCCAUGAGCAGUUACUUGGGGGAAAGCCUCAAGCUGCUGGAGAGUAGGUGAGUUCUUACACUGACCUGUGCACUGCAGGGGCUGGGAUGCCAGUAUCUGCUUGCUUGGGUUGGCCAUCUUAAGAGGGAUAGUAACCUCAGGCAGACAGAUGAGUCAAGUAGUCAGAGAAAGGAAUAUUUGAAUGCUUUGGCCUAGGGAAAUAAAAGUCCUAAUACCUUCCACCUGUGUAAUCAGAAGGAUCUUAUGAGUAAAUCACUAGCAUAGAUUUCAUGCCAAUGAUUGCAUAAAAACUUCUUGAUUACCAUGACAGACAGCUGCUUUGAGCAGGAACAGGUGACAAGAUUGUAAAAACGGUACAAGUGCUGGAAGCACAACCAUGACAGAUUUCAUUGGAGUCUCAGCUUAGCUACAGGUUGUGUAGGAAGUGCACCCAAGUGCAGUUGGAGCCAGCCAGCCAGGAAAUGGUCAUGAACUUGGCUGCAAGCUGUAUCUUGGAGAGGGACAAGGAACUGAGAACAGAUCUGACAGCAUCUUUUGAGAAGUAACAUACAUGUUACGUUGUUGGUGCUGGGGGUUUUAUUUGGUGUUUUUUUUAAUAUGCACUUAGAAAAGUCCAAACUGUUUGGGUUGAAGCACACUAAUUGCUUCAGCAUAUCUCAGUUAUUACAUACAUGUCAACUACUAUGCAAUUAUCUAUACUACCUAUGAAUAAAAUGGGAUUCUUCUGUUUUUCAUUACUUGUUGUUUUGGAUUGCAUAGAGUGAAAAUUUUAACACUGAGACUGGUAGAAUGGAUUUGCCUCUCUUUUCCCAAAGAGAUCUUAGGUGGCAUGUCCCCCUUUGCCUGACUAGGAUUUAAUUGAGUUCCUGAGUUGCAGACAGACCUGUUGAGAAGUCUGAAAAUUAAAAAGUCAACAAGUUGAUCAGUGAUUGAAUUUAAAAUAUUUUCCAGUACUUCUGUGGGAAUGUUAUUUGGAAGUUUGGAAUGGUCUCUGCAGGAUUUUUUUUAACCUUUGGAAGAUUCUUACUGGACUGGGUGAUGUCAUCUGACAUGCACCUCCUCACUAGACAGCAGCCUUUUCAUGUAAGCAUUUUGUACCAUUUACUUCUGAAAAGUUUACAUAAUGUGGCACAGGUAGAAGGGAUGUAGUCUUCGAAAUGUUUGCAGAAGAGAAGACAGGAUUUUGGAGUUGUGGUUUUGCCACUGACGGUCAUUCAAUUCCUACAGCUCUUCUCCUGUACAUUGUUAAUUUAUUGUAAAGAUGUAUGAAGUUAAAAUUGAAAAAGCCUUGAAAACCUUAGAUAAUAAGAUAGAUGUAGUUGCAGAUGGUUUUAAACAAGAAAAACAGGUCGAUUGCCGGUAGUAUCUCAUGUAAUAAGAGCUUUAGUCUCCUAACUGCUUGUGCAGUGGAGUUUUUCUUGACAGAAGCCUGCUUUGGAUUGACUGGAAAUUUUCAUUUCAGUGGAAUUUUGCUUUUAUUGGUCUUGCUUCUUUUGCCAAUAUAACAAUGCAACAAAGUAACAUUCAUAAAUGUAUAAUACUCUUGGAUCUUUUAAUGGUAGUGCUCUGUCCACAAAAGUGCCUCUUAUAAAACUUACUAAGAAUUAUCAAAAUACAAUUAUGAUUUAUGUUAAUAAUGGUGCCUGGCUUAAAUUCCCUAAAAGAAUAUUUUUGGUCCAAGUUCAAAUUCUCAAAGUAAUCUGGGAUGCCUCCAAAGUUUCUAAGCUUCUUAAAGGCUGUGUUAGAGAAUCACCUUGUUAAAAAUCCAUAUGAUGUGUUUUAGAGACAGCAGAAGGAGAAACUGUGACCUCUCCCUGCACAGUCAUGUGAUACCUGUCUUGAGUAAAUCACCACUCAUUAAAAGAAUGGAAUAUAAAAAUAGGCAUUUGUCUUUGUGGUAGCUUAAGGUCAUCAUCCAAAGAGCCACAUGCACAUAGGCUGUUCCUAGAGAAGAUCUUUCUCUGUUUGGAGAAUAGAGAAAUAUGUUGCUUCCCACUCAAUCUUGAUGAGUUUCUUAAACAUAAGGGUAGAGUUUAGAAUUGGUCUUUUUACAGCACUUUUCUAAAAAAAAAAAAAUGAACUAAGUAAUGUGAAGGGCUAAAACAUUUACUUAAAGAUUUUUCUUGAAUUAUUAGUGAUUUAGUGCUGCUUUUUCAGCUGUACUUAUGCUUUUCUGUGUCACUGAUUUCUGGUUAGGCAUUUUAGUAGACUGAAGUAUAUUAUAUAAAUAUAAUGUCAUGACAAUAAGACAAUCUCUAUGUGGGUGCGCAGUGACAGUAUGAACACCCCGUAUACGUGUAUACAUGUAUAGCCCAAAUUUUCAUAUGUCCUGCAGCUGAAGAGGUGUUUCUGAAAACAUGAGCUGUGGCAAUAUUAUUUAUUUCUAUGUUUUUGUUAUUUCUGUAAUUGUAGCACUCCAGAAAAGACUGACAAAAUCUGUUAUCUGUUGGUUUUUCAGGUUAGUAUAGUUCCCUAACCCCCCCAAAAAAGGCAUUUUCUCCAAGCAGGAUAUAUUUUGAAUCCAUUUUAUGAAUGCAGUAGUUUUUCUUGGGGCUUGCCAUACUUUGAAACCAAAAUACCAUGUUAUUAUGGGAUCGCUUCAGUAUAAGUGUUUUUAUUGCAUUGAAACUUGGUAGACUGCAGCUAAGGUACCAUACCAGUCAGGCUAACCUCAGUAAGACAUAACUGACUACGGUUCUGGGUGCCAUUUCUUAAGAAAUUUGACUUUGAUGUAUUUAAGGAGUUGAGAUGUAAAUAUCCAAGCUCUUACAUGAAUUGCAAGACAUUUUCUUCCAAAGAUACACUGCAAGGUUUGUUGUUUGUGGGUUGUUGGGGGUUUUUUUGGGUUUUUUGUUUGUUUGUGGUUUUCUUUUACCUAGGUAGCUCACCUAUUUUAAAAGAGAAAGUAGCAUUUGGAUAGCCUUUGAGGAAGAGGCUUAAUGAAUACAUGUAGUUAAUCUUAAAACUCUUUGAAGAGCUGAAUAAAAAUACAACUUAUUUUA